Molecule: messenger RNA, 390 nt
Organism: Papaver somniferum (opium poppy)
Lineage: Eukaryota; Viridiplantae; Streptophyta; Magnoliopsida; Ranunculales; Papaveraceae
Exons: 2
Coding region: 1-390 (129 amino acids)
Source: RefSeq, a predicted model, not a curated record
AUGAGGGAAGUAGAAAAAGAAAAAGAAGAUGAAAGAAUGGAGGAUCCAGAAAAUGACGCCGAGGAGUCUGACGAAGGUAAACCCAUGUCAGAUGAAAACAAUGAAGAUGAAGCUGAGGACGAUUGGAGAAUUCCAGUUCACCAAUACCUCGACAAAGUUACUUUACCAGCAGAUGUCAAGGAGGAACGAAAGCUCACGUCGAAAGCAGCAAUGUACAGCCUGCGAGACGGGGUAUUAUAUAGAAGGUCAUUUAUUGGACCUUUGAUGAGAUGCCUCUCACAAACCGAAGGUAGAAGGAUAUUGCAUGAUAUACACAGUGGAGAGGCUGGCAAUCAUAGCGGAACAAGGUUUGGAAUACCAGCAGCCAUAGUCUCUGACAAUAGCAAAUAA